AUGGCUGCGGAUGGUCCGAAACCUGGCUUCCUGGGGAACGUCAACCAGGACCAGGAAGCGAAGCUGCAAAAGCUUUGGUCGGUCUUGCUGAAGGCGGCCGAGGCGCCGUCGGGCGACGAGCUGUCUAACGGCUCCGUCGAAGAGCCCACCAGCCCUACUCAGCCUCAACGCCGACACUCUUUGCUCAGUCGCACCCAGAGCAAUGUCUCUGAGAAGACCACUGCCAGUGUGGCCAAGUCCCCCUAUCAGCAGAAGGUCAUGGCGUACCUCAAGGAGAUUGGUAUCGGCGCACAGGAGACCAAAAUGGUCCAGAAAGCCCUCUCAGAGAUUGCCCCACUCGAGUUGCGCAACGGUGUUUUGAACUUGCUGAAGCAUGACAAUCCCGAUGCGAUGCUACUCCGAUUCCUGCGCGCCCGCAAGUGGGACGUCCCCAAGGCUUUUGCCAUGAUGAUGGAGGCCAUUGUCUGGCGGGUCAAGGAAAUGCAUGUGGACGACGACGUCAUGGCCAAGGGUGAGCUACACGCGUUGCAGCAAGAACGAAACAACGCCAAUGUAGUGGAAAAGAAGGCCGGCAAAGACUUUUUGGCUCAAAUGCGUAUGGGCAAAGCCUAUGUGCACGGAAAGGACAAGCUCGGUCGACCAAUUGUGGUGAUCAAGGUUCGCUUGCACAAACCCGGCGCGCAGAGCGAGGAGACUCUAGAGAGAUACAUUGUGCACGUCAUCGAGUCUGUUCGAUUGACUCUAUCCCCUCCCGUGGAGACCGCCGCUGUGGUAUUUGAUAUGACAGGAUUUGGGCUAUCAAACAUGGAAUACCCACCCGUCAAGUUUAUCUUGAAGUGCUUCGAAGCAAACUACCCAGAAUCACUGGGUGUCCUUCUCAUCCACAAUGCCCCAUGGGUAUUCUCAGGCAUCUGGAGAAUCAUUCGAGGCUGGAUGGACCCUGAUAUUGCAGCUAAAGUGAAUUUCACAAACAACACCAACGAUCUCACUAAGUUCAUCGCCCGUGAUCAGCUUGUUGAGGAGCUUGGUGGUACUGAGAAGUGGAAGUACGAAUAUAUUGAGCCCGAGGAGAAUGAGAACCAGAAGAUGGAGGAUACCACCACCAGAGAUGCACUUACCCGCGAGCGCCAGCAGAUCGGAGAAGAAUUCCUCGCAGCUACUUCCGAGUGGAUUGAAGCAGCCAAGUCAAAAGACAAGACUAAGAUCCAAUCUGCAGAGAGCCAGCGAGCAUACUUGGCAGAGCGCUUGAGGGUCAAUCAUUGGAAGCUGGACCCAUAUACUCGAGCUCGCCUGUGUCUUGACAGAGAGCGUGUCAUCCAAGAGGGCGGAAAGAUCGAUUUCUAUCCUAAGGAAGAGGAGAUCGUCGAGACGAAAGCCGUGCAAGUCACAAAGACGGCAGAGAUCGAGCACCUAGAAAGUGUGAAUGGUGGUACGACACAGGCAACUGUGGCAUAG
This is a messenger RNA of Penicillium cataractarum, 1455 nucleotides long. Its product is annotated as CRAL-TRIO domain-containing protein. The record is from RefSeq and is a predicted model, not a curated record. Lineage: Eukaryota; Fungi; Ascomycota; Eurotiomycetes; Eurotiales; Aspergillaceae. The transcript is spliced from 4 exons. The coding region runs from base 1 to 1455 and encodes 484 amino acids.